AUGACAGAGCUGACAGUCAUGGACACUUCACAAGAGAUAGCGCAGUCGAACCCUAACCCCGAUGAGGCCAUUGACAAUUGGACGGGCAUUACUGACCUGGCUGAGCGGCGAAGACGCCAGAACCGAAUUAAUCAGAGAGCAUACAGACAACGCCGGCGGCAGGCAGACAAGGCUAUCCCUCCAAAGAGUAAAGUCACAUCCCAGUCUAGCACGAUAUUCGAGCGAUAUCCUCUCGGAGAUCCCCUCUCCGACCAUCUCAUGACACUGACCAGGGUCAACGUCUUCCGAGCAUAUGGGCUUAACUUGGAAAGUAUCGGACUCAACUUGGAUGAUAUGACCGACGACGCUAUAUCGCCUUUUAAUCUCGCCUCGGGUCCCGAGGUGUUAUUAUCCCAUGAUAAUGUUGAGACGCCUCUCAGCCUCCGGCCGACCAAGAUUCAAAGAACGGUGCCCCAUCACCCUUGGCUUGACUUCUUCCCAUUACCAAAAAUGCGUGACAAUUUGAUUGAAGCCGGUGAUGACUGGGAUGACUGUGAGCUUUGCAAUGAUAUCAUGGGUUUUUGA
This is a messenger RNA of Penicillium odoratum, 564 nucleotides long. RefSeq lists its product as uncharacterized. NCBI's taxonomy places the organism in Eukaryota, Fungi, Ascomycota, Eurotiomycetes, Eurotiales, Aspergillaceae. The transcript has 3 exons. The record is from RefSeq and is a predicted model, not a curated record. The coding region runs from base 1 to 564 and encodes 187 amino acids.